CGGGAAGGCUCACCUACCCGGCUCUCUGCUUCCUUCUCUCCACGUCCCUCUCUGCUUACAACCUCCAUGGCUCCCAAAAAGCCAGAGCCCAAGAAGGAUGACGCCAAGGCAGGUGCCAAGGCAGCUCCAGCUCCCGCACCUGCACCCGCACCUGUACCAGAGCCCCCCAAGGAACCUGAGUUCGAUGCCUCCAAGGUCAAGAUCGAGUUUACGCCGGAGCAGAUUGAAGAGUUCAAGGAAGCCUUCAUGCUGUACGACCGCACACCCAAGUGUGAGAUGAAGAUCACGUAUGGGCAGUGUGGGGAUGUCCUGCGGGCGCUGGGCCAGAACCCUACACAGGCUGAGGUGCUCCGAGUCCUAGGGAAGCCGAAGCAGGAAGAGCUUAACUCCAAGAUGAUGGACUUUGACACGUUCCUGCCCAUGCUCCAGCACAUCUCCAAGAACAAGGACACGGGCACCUUCGAGGACUUUGUGGAAGGGUUGCGGGUCUUCGACAAGGAGGGCAAUGGCACGGUCAUGGGCGCCGAGCUCCGCCACGUGCUGGCCACGCUGGGUGAGAGGCUGACAGAAGAUGAGGUGGAGAAGUUGAUGGCUGGGCAAGAGGACUCCAAUGGCUGCGUCAACUACAAAGCAUUUGUCACGCACAUCAUGUCCAGCUGAACCUCUUGCCCCAGAUCCCCUGUUGCCACCUCCCCAGCUCCACCAAGUCCAAUUCUCAGCUGACAUCCCGCAGCCUUGCUUGCACCUCUCCACUGUAACCUGUGACCGCCUUUGCUCUCAGGGAGCCCAGGGGAGGCCGUGCUGGGGACAGCUCAUCUUCCACUCGAGUUGCUGACACCCGUGGCCUGCAGCCUGUGGGACGGAGGGGAGCACAUUGAGACUCCUGCACAGGCUCUCUCUGCACAGCUCUGCGGGGCUGUCAUCUCUCCCCAUCAGGCUGCACUUGCCUGUGACUGCAUCUCUGUCCCCGGCCCUUGGGCCUCAUGAAUAAAUGGCUUCUUUCCUUC
Messenger RNA from Orcinus orca (killer whale), 1007 nucleotides. It is a transcript of the gene MYL3, whose product is annotated as myosin light chain 3. The record is from RefSeq and is a predicted model, not a curated record. Gene Ontology annotation, cellular component: myosin II complex. NCBI's taxonomy places the organism in Eukaryota, Metazoa, Chordata, Mammalia, Artiodactyla, Delphinidae. Bases 67 to 660 code for a protein of 197 amino acids. Gene Ontology annotation, molecular function: calcium ion binding. The transcript is spliced from 7 exons.